UUCAAAACCCAAUAAAGGCGGCAACGAUGAGGAGGGUGAUAGAGCAGCCUUGCUCUAUCGCAUCGAUAAGCCCUCCUUGUUGCCAUCCUCUGCCCAAACAUAAGCAACAACUCUGCCUCCAAAUAAGAAGUCAAACUGCUUUUACUAAAGCCAAAAUCAGCUCCGGAGUCAGAACCUGUCUCACAACAAGGACUAUCAGGAGUUAUAGCCUCUGGCCAGUGGAGAAAGAGAAGAAGAAGAAAGAGAAGAUCAAGGAGAAUGACAAUAGCGAAACCCUACUAUUAGAGGAGAAGCAUUCCGUCGUUGGUGACACGGGCAUUGACAAUAAGUACAAAAAGAGCCAUAAUCGAGAAGAACGACAAAGCAAGAAUAAGACGAGCUUCAGCGGCAUUUCAUCGAACAUGUGGUGGCGAAACUUGAAGGCAGUAUUGGGGCAGAGUUUCAAUCUCGAGGGUAUCAGUUCUUCGGUGGCGGUGGUUACUAGAGACCGUCAUUUGGCCGUCCCGCAUAUCACCGUGCCGGACAUUAGCUGGAUCGAUUGGGCGGGACUAGAGCGGAGGGGUUUCAGGGGCGUUAUUUUCGAUAAAGAUAAUACCCUCACUGCGCCUUAUUCUCUUGCUCUAUGGCCUCCUUUAAACACUUCAUUGGAACGAUGCAGAUCUGUUUUUGAUGAGAAUGUCGCCAUUUUCAGUAACUCUGCUGGGCUCUACCAGUAUGAUGUUGAUGGUUCGAAAGCCGCAGCAAUUGAGAAGUCUCUCGGAAUUCGCGUCGUAAGACAUGGGACCAAGAAGCCAGCUGGAACAGCUGAAGAGAUUGAAAAAGACUUUGGCUAUGAUACCUCACUUCUUGUCAUGGUAGGUGAUCGCCACUUCACAGAUAUUGUUUAUGGAAAUCGAAAUGGAUUCUUGACUAUUCUAACAGAACCAAUUAGUCCAUCUGCGGAGCCAUUCAUCGUUAAGCAGGUUCGGAAAAUGGAAAAGUGUCUUGUGAACUCCUGGUGUAGGAGAGGGUUGAAGCCAACCGGUCACAAUCUCCUGCAAGAAGCCAUACAAUGUGUAAAAGACCCAUCAACUAUGUAACAAAAUAUUCUUUGUGUUAAUGCAAAAAUCAAUUGAUGUCU
This is a messenger RNA of Macadamia integrifolia, 1120 nucleotides long. RefSeq names its product phosphatidylglycerophosphate phosphatase 1, chloroplastic/mitochondrial. The record is from RefSeq and is a predicted model, not a curated record. Gene Ontology annotation, molecular function: phosphatidylglycerophosphatase activity. Bases 27 to 1079 code for a protein of 350 amino acids. Lineage: Eukaryota; Viridiplantae; Streptophyta; Magnoliopsida; Proteales; Proteaceae. The transcript has 5 exons.